Messenger RNA from Stereum hirsutum FP-91666 SS1, 1695 nucleotides. Its product is annotated as RTA1-like protein. Gene Ontology annotation, cellular component: plasma membrane; fungal-type vacuole. Lineage: Eukaryota; Fungi; Basidiomycota; Agaricomycetes; Russulales; Stereaceae. Bases 420 to 1397 code for a protein of 325 amino acids. The record is from RefSeq and is a predicted model, not a curated record. The transcript is spliced from 9 exons.
CCACUACGGUCCAUCGCACCGACCUAAGGAUGUUCACUCUCGUCCGAGUUCGCCGAGGGUCUACGGCGUCCGCGGACUAUCAGAUCACCCGCCGAACAGAGGGCCAUUCCCCUUGUCACGGCUGCAAUCAUACCUUCCCGCCUCCAUAAAAAGGUAGUCCGGACGGGCACGACGACCUGCCCUUUACAUUGCCUUUACAGUGCCCUCACAUCACCAGGAAGCCGACGGGUACUUGGAUCAGCGUCGGACGUUUAGCGCGCGCUGAACCCCUCUUUGUCUCUAUAUAUAUACGCUUUGAGGGGUAUUGUGGGUGAUACCCUCUCCCCUUCCCCAGUUGCUCUCAACACUUCUCUGGUGGACGCUACGAUCCUUUCCUGUAAACUACAUAGAAUCAGGUAGAGUAAGACGUUCGUUUCACCAUGGCUAAUGAAACCUCCGCGAUUGGUGAUUCGCUGUACGACUACAUACCCACCGAAUGGGUCUGCAUCAUCUUUAUCGCCCUCUUCUCAAUAACCACGAUCAUCCACAUCGGCGAAGCCACGAAAUUCCGCCUAUGGUGGCUGUUCCCUACCGCCGUCGUCGCCGGUAUAGCAGAGAUCAUUGGUUGGGCGGGUCGAUUAUGGAGUUCACACUCGCCACUUUCGUUGAACCCGUACCUCAUGCAGAUCACGACCACAAUCAUCGCGCCGACACCCCUCGUAGCAGCAAACUUUGUGAUUCUUGGUCGGAUCAUCGGGAUACUGGGGACGCAAUACAGUCGUCUAGGACCUACGCUUUAUACCAUCGUAUUCUGCGCAUGCGAUACGAUCGCACUGGUCGUGCAAGCAGUGGGUGGAGCUAGCGCAUCUGCAGCGGUCAAAUCUGGACACAAUCCCGCCAAGGGCGGAAACAUAAUGCUCGGCGGCAUCGUCUUCCAGCUCGUCGCGAUCGUAGCCUACGUCAUCCUCGCCUCCGAAUUCCUGUUGCGGUACUACCGCGACUCUCCCGUUCGCUAUUCAUAUUCUACCACCGUCACGGAUAAGGACGGGAACGCUGCGAAGGUGACGGGCGAGGAGGGGGGGAGGGGAAGGGUGGAUAGGAAGAUGAAGAUGAUGUUGUUGGGGAUGGUGGGCAUGACGAUUUGUUUGUUUAUCCGGUCCGUGUAUCGAACGAUCGAGCUAGCGGAUGGGUGGACGGGAAGGAUCAUCUCUACGCAGGUCUAUUUCAACGUCCUCGACGGCGCAAUGAUCACCCUCGCCAUGUUCACCCUAAACCUCUUUCACCCCGGCUUCCUCCUCUCUUCCCCGCCCGCCAACGCAUCAAUCAAAGAACUCGACGGUGAGAUUCCGGGAACUGAGGUGAAUGGAAGGGUCCAGGAAACAGAAAAAGAAGGGAGGACGAGCGAGGAGACUGCUUGAGCUUUAAGAUUGCGGUUGUGAUCGAGGGUGGGGCCCGGUGCGGGAUACGCUGAGUACUAGUUGAGGUGAGAUCAUCGCUCGGGCGUGUGGGAUGAUUAUUAUUAUAAUGAUGCGUCGAUGGAACGCGUUGUGGGGAUGAUGUGGAUGGCCCGGGAUCUGUCUCACCCUCUUCUUAUCGUUCUCGUUUCUGAUACUGUACGUAGGCUACGCUUAUCAUUCACUAGUUUCUCGGUAUUUUGUAAUAUUAAUGUAGAGGGGCACUUUGGAGGAUACGUGCUUGCCGCAAGGCGCAGCUAUU